AUGCAGUGGCCGGGGAUAGCUCCUGGCGAGCUGAAGCUUGAGGAGCCAGUUAGCGGUAGCGCUCCCCCGCCUGUGAUGGUGUCCAUCUGGGAUUAUCAGAAAGCCGCCGCAAUGCAUCCUCUCCGUACUUUGCUUUUUUUAGCUGGCAUAAUUGCAUUCUCGGACCUGACUGCCGCAGAGCUCUAUGCUGCCACCGGGGGUUGUCCCCUCGGCCAGUUCCCGUGCGGAAACCUGUCGGUGUGCCUGCCCCAGCUGCGGCACUGCAACGGCGUGAAGGACUGCGAAAACGGCGCUGACGAGGAGAACUGCGUGGACAAUAGUGGAUGGCCUCAUCUCUUUGAUGCAUUUUUAAAGAGAAACAUACAGGAGUCAAAGGAAUGUUUGCUGGAUGUAUUUCCAGAAGCCUGUCAGUGUGAAGCCAAGAAAGUGAAUUGUAACAGCAGAGAUCUUCAGUAUGUACCUGCAGUAUCUUCCAAUAUCACUGCAUUUGAAUUGAACAGCAAUCGGAUCACAUCUCUUCCACCAGAUCUCUUUAUACGAUAUAAAAAUCUGGAAAGACUGCACUUGCAAAAUAAUAGCAUCCACACAAUAUCGAACCGGGCCUUCUCAGAACUGUAUAAUCUAAGGAAACUAUUCCUCAGCCAAAACAGGAUCACUAUGCUAAAGGCUGCUAUCUUCCGGAACCUUCACAAUCUUGAAUGGCUAAUCCUGGACGACAAUCAAAUAUCAUCUGUAAGACAGGAAUCAUUCACAGGACUCAGAUCGUUGUUUUUCUUGUCAUUGCUGAAUAAUUCAAUUGAGCACUUACCGAACAAUUCUUUCUGCCAGGAAAUGCCAAGGUUGAAUUGGCUGGAGAUGGAAGGGAAUCUCAUAUCAACGUUACACAGUUCCAGCUUUCGAGAGUGCAGAGCUCUCACUGUCUUAGCUCUUCGUAGAAAUCACAUAGAGAUUAUUGAAGAGGGAACAUUUUCCACAAUGCAAAAGCUCAUAGACUUGGGAAUGGAGGGAAUAGAGAUCCCAAACAUCAGCAUCAGAAUGUUUCGGUCUCUUGGAAACCUCUCUCAUAUAUACUUUAAGAAGUUUGAAUACUGUGGUUAUUCCCCCAAUGUGAGGAGCUGCAAACCCAAUACCGACGGGAUAUCCUCCUUCGAAAAUCUGCUGGCUAAUAUCAUUCUGCGGGUCUUCGUCUGGGUGGUGGCUUUCAUCAUCUGUUUCGGCAACGUCUUCGUUAUAUGCCUGCGUUCCUGCAUCACAUCUAACGACCACCACCAUACCAUGUCCAUCAAGUCACUCUGCUGUGCAGAUUGCUUGAUGGGAGUCUAUCUGUUCUUCAUUGGCGCCUUUGACAUUAAGUACUGCGGGGAAUACAACAGGAACGCCCAGUUCUGGAUGGAAAGCACACAAUGUCAGCUCAUCGGCUCCCUGGCCAUGCUGUCCACCGAGGUGUCUGUUAUGCUGCUAACGUACAUGACCCUCGAGAAGUACAUCUGCAUCGUGUUCCCCUUCCACAACUACCGGGCCGGGAGGAAGCAGACUCUCUCAAUCCUCAUCACUAUCUGGGCCCUUGGCUUUAUGAUAGCCGUCGUCCCGUUCUGGGACAGGCAGACGUUCGGUAACUAUUAUGGCAGAAAUGGAGUCUGCUUCCCUCUCCACUCUGACCUGACAGAGAAGCCAGGGGCAAGGACAUACUCCACUGGAAUAUUCUUGGGCCUGAAUCUCGUUGCUUUCAUUAUUAUAGUAUUCUCCUACACCAGCAUGUUUUUUUCAGUAAGGAGAACUGGAUCCAAAACUGCUCGGCAGACGAUCUUUGACGAAGAAGUCGCAAUAGCGAAAAGGUUCUUCUUUAUAGUGUUUACGGAUGCUUUGUGCUGGAUGCCUAUAUUCCUUCUUAAAAUUCUCUCUUUGUUACAAGUGGAAAUCAGAGGCACAGUCAUCUUGUGGGUAGUGAUUUUCAUCCUGCCCAUCAACAGUGCCCUUAACCCCAUUCUCUACACCAUCACCACAGCCGCUUUCCAGGAGCGUCUCAAGCUUUGCCUGCAGCUGAAAUGGCAGCAGCUGGGGGUAAAGGAGACGUCGCACAGCGUAUCGAUGAUCUACACACAGACCAGCACCCUUUAGCCAAUGACGUAGCUCACAUAUCACGUCAAAUUAGAUCAAAAUUUAUUUAUGAAAUGCACAACAGUACAGCAAAUGGCGGUAGGUGCAGGCAAUGAAGUGAGGUUCCCUGAGAGAUGCCUACAGUAAAUGAUAGUAAUAUAUAAGAAAAAUUAAUAAAUACAAUUGUAAAAUAAAUAGCAAAAAAUAUUUGCAACAAAUAAAUGGAAUGUGCAAAUUCUCAAUAUUAAUGGGCAGAACAGAUAUUAAGUAGCCUCACUGCCUGAGGGUAGAAACUGUUGUGGAGUCUGUGGCUCCACGCUCCGAUACAAUAGGACUGAACGGGGUUUGUGGUUGGGACGGCUAGGGUCCUUGAGGUUGGACCCGGCCUUCUCGAGGCACCGUAGAUGUCUCGGAUGUCAGGCAGGUUGCAGCCGGUGAUUAUCUGUGCCAUAUACUAACGCCAUGACAUGAGAUGGGGUCCCAAGUGACAGGGGAUAGAGCCUGAUGAGGAAGUGGCCUUUCUGAAAUGGAAGCACAAUGUGACUAACAUCAUUAGACGAGACGCAUGGUGCUCAUCGCUGGCUCAGUGGGAGAAGCCAUGAAAUGCAAAAUUACUGCAGUUAUUUCCGACCUGCUGUCCUGUUUUUGUGGUUAAUGGCUCUGUCUACCACCACAUACACAUGUGCACAAGGGAAAGGCACCCGUGUAAAGAUGAAGGGAGUGUUUUCAUAUUGACCACACUCUGCAUUAAUGCCUACAUUAUCAUAAAAAAGAGUAUCCGUUUCUUACUUUGCUUGUCAAUGGGGCGGUACCCUCAAAGCUCUGCCAAUUGUACCCUUAGCUGUAGGUAAAUAUACCUUAAAAGGUACAGAAGAGGGCUCGGAUGAAUCCAUUGAGGGUACAUUAAUGUUGUGGGGAUGUUUUUCAGCUCUAGGGUACAACUGGCAGACCUAUGAGGGUACAACCCCAGUGAGAAGAAAAGGUACAAAUUGGUACUCUUUCUUUCUGACAAUGUCUAUGAAAAAAAUAUAUAAAUAGAUAACAAUGUCAUGAUAACACAGUAUGUGUUAGUUAUGCUGCUGUUUGGUGGCUAAUGGCAGCUUCUUGUUAUGUUUAUUAUUAAUUGUGCGGUAUAGCAGGUAUAGCAGUGUAGCAGUCCACUUCUUGCUAUGUGCAAUGUCAUGAAAACCAAUUUAAUCUGUUGUCCCUAAUCCGCUCUAACUGCAUGAGUCAACUGCAGGGAAGUUCAAAACUAUACCUGUGAAUCACACCAUACCAUCCGUCCAUCUUCUAAAUGCUUUUCCUGAUCAUCUGUACCAUUUGUUCACAUAUACCAAGAAAUAAGAAGCACCUAAUAAUGAUUAAUGACUAUCUAAUAAAAACCAGCAGUAUUGCCAUUAUGAUGCUUAACUCUGUACUCUCAUGGAUUAUUAAUCUUUAUUCUCAUUUAUUGAACAGUAAUGUUAACCUGUACGUCCAAAAUCUAAAUCAAAAAUCCCAAAUAAGUACUGAAUGUAUAUUAUAUAUACAUAUGUUUAUACUGGAUAUACACUCAUACUAGGCUCUGGACCCCUCGCAACCCUUGAUAGGAGAAGUGGUUUCAGAAAAUGGAUGGAUACACACACACACACACACACACACACACACACACACACACACACACACACACACACACAUGAGGA
Molecule: messenger RNA, 3779 nt
Organism: Paramormyrops kingsleyae
Lineage: Eukaryota; Metazoa; Chordata; Actinopteri; Osteoglossiformes; Mormyridae
Source: RefSeq, a predicted model, not a curated record